Messenger RNA from Trichoderma gamsii, 228 nucleotides. RefSeq lists its product as hypothetical. Lineage: Eukaryota; Fungi; Ascomycota; Sordariomycetes; Hypocreales; Hypocreaceae. The record is from RefSeq and is a predicted model, not a curated record. The transcript has 2 exons. The coding region runs from base 1 to 228 and encodes 75 amino acids.
AUGCGUUUCCCCACUGCAAUCAUUUUAGUCAUCGCCGGCACAACCAUCGCGUCACCUUUGCCGGUUAAUCAAGAUGGAAAAAACUUAGUUAGCAGAGUGCCGCAGCGCGAUGCGCAGCAAGGCUACAAGGGUUACUACGACAAGCGUGAGGAGGAGCUUGUUGCACGAGCUCCUCAGCGCGAUGCGCAGCAAGGCUACAAGGGUUACUACGACAAGCGUGAGGAAUAG